AAAUAACAGUAUACACACGUUCGCGGCCUACUAUGCUCGCUGCAAAGUGUUGAGCGAAUUCUUUCGGUUAAACGUGAAUGAUGGAUUAGUGUUGACUGCUGUGUAUUUUUUAAUUAUUUGUGCGUUAUAAAUAGUACUUCUGUACUUUCUACAUAAAAGGAUUCACAGACUAUAUUUCAUCAUGGCUGAAAAGGUCAAAACUGGGCAGAGUAAAAGUGCUCCAAAAGAUGCUCAAGUUAUACUAUCUAUUAUGAAAGAUAUGGGCAUUUCAGAAUAUGAACCAAAAGUAAUUAAUCAAUUAUUAGAGUUCACGUAUCGUUAUGUUCACACUAUUUUGGAAGACAGUAAAGUAUAUGCCAAUCACGCUAAAAAGAAAACUAUAGAUGUGGAAGAUGUACAACUUGCUGCCAAAAUGCAAAUGGAAAAAUCAUUCACCAAUCCUCCUCCUAGAGAAGUUUUAAUGGAUGUAGCCAAAGUGAAAAAUGUAGAACCAUUACCACCUGUCAAACCAAGUUAUGGCUUGAGAUUACCGCCUGACAGAUACUGUCUCAAUGGCACAAACUACAAACUCCACUCAGCUCCUUCUAAAAAAGGUGCAAAAGGUGGAAAAUUAAAUUCAGCUGGAUACAAAGUAGUCAAACGACCUGGUUCUACUGCCAAUCUUCCUAAAACCCAGACCAUAUCAAUGGCUAAACCCACACCUAAAGUGCAACCAGCAAGCAGUGUAAAAACGCAGAAACCGACAAAAGUGAAACCCAUGGAAAUGGAUAUACUGUCACCUGAUCUCGGUCAAGGUUCUUUAUCAGUAGGUGCCGAUGUGGAAUCAUCAUUGAAAAGAAAGCGGGAAGAUGAUUCUGAUGGAAAUUAUGAUAUGUCUUGAUAUUUUAAUUCAUGAGUUUUACUUGUAAAAUAUACAUAAUGAGAAAUUAGGCUUGAGAUUUUAGAACAAAACUUAUCAAUGGUUCAAUGGUUGAUAGUUAUUUUGUUUCAUAACAUAUACUAAGAUAUGUUACUUAAUAUACUUUUUAAUGCCAUCUGGAAAAAUAAGUAUAUCGCUGGAAGAGAGUAGCACUAAUUAUAAAAGCUGUGAUGUAAGA
Messenger RNA from Trichogramma pretiosum, 1097 nucleotides. It is a transcript of the gene Taf9, whose product is annotated as transcription initiation factor TFIID subunit 9-like. The record is from RefSeq and is a predicted model, not a curated record. The coding region runs from base 182 to 880 and encodes 232 amino acids. The transcript is spliced from 2 exons. Gene Ontology annotation, cellular component: transcription factor TFIID complex; SAGA complex. Gene Ontology annotation, molecular function: transcription coactivator activity; protein heterodimerization activity; RNA polymerase II general transcription initiation factor activity. NCBI's taxonomy places the organism in Eukaryota, Metazoa, Arthropoda, Insecta, Hymenoptera, Trichogrammatidae. Gene Ontology annotation, biological process: RNA polymerase II preinitiation complex assembly; DNA-templated transcription initiation.